AUCUUUUUGUUUUUUUCUUUUUUUUUUUUUUUGUUUUUCUUUUUGUAGAAAAGAAAAAGAGAAAAAAUAAUUUGAAUGAAAGAAUGAUCGAUAAAAAAAACGUGGAUACCGCUAUCUUAAUUAUGAGCGCGCAAUUUUUAAUGAUCGCUUACUUCAUUGCAUUACUUAUUGAAUCAAUAAAUCGAACGAAAUUACAUCGUAAGAUAAUAAAAAGAAAAAGAAAAGGAAAGUCGAAUUUCAUUAAUAUAAAAAUAUUGUAACAGUGAAGUUUUCGAACACAAACAUGUUCUGCAAAUAACGAUGCCUACAUUUAUGCGCAUUAACUUUCGUUCGAAGCAUUUUGACUUCAGCGACAUAGGCAAUAAUCAUUACGAAAAGAUAUCAACGAGAAAUAGAUCGAUUAAUGCACGAAAAUAUAAUAUUGGCAAAUUACGUUUACCAUUGGCCGACGUUCAAGAAAUUACCGAAUACGAAGAUUCCACGGAUGAUAAUUUUACUUUAACAAAUAAAUCAAAAGAGGCUCCAUUCAAAAAUAAUAAGCUUGGAUGGAAUAAAAAUUCAAGUGGAGAAAAGUUAUUCAACAAAAAAGCCAAGAAAAAUCAAAUAAUUAAGAAAGAAGAUUCAUCUGCAUAUUCGAUCGAUAGUGUAUCUAGCGCAAAAUUGCCUGUACGUUUACGUGGUGGUACGGAUUUUUUUCGAUCUUCUUUGAAAACAAAAGGAUUUAUCGACAAUAAUAAAAAUCAUAACUUACGUUCGAGAAAUACUCAGAAACCAAUUAUACCAAGAAAACAAAGUGAAUUAAAUUAUCAUAAUCUGCAGGAAUCUGACAAUGGCAAAGAAAAGAAUACAUUACCAACAAAGUUAUCAAGUUCCCAGGAAAAAAAACAAAGUAUUCAACAAACAAAGACUUUGAAAAACGUCAGUAAACUGACCGUUCUUCUUUUAUAUCUUCACUUUUUACUAUCGUAUUAUUUAUCUUUUUCUAAGAGCCAACGCUUUGAAGAAAUGUUCGAAAUGUGUGAAACAGAGACUAGAUACGAAUAAAUGAUCGUGUCGUUGAACGAUCGUAAAUGAUAGAAAUAAAUAUAGAAACGAGGGAUGGAUUAGUUAAAUUCCAAAUGCAAGUUUAUCGAACAAAUAAAUGAUCAAUUUAUUUAUUUAGAAAAAAAA
Messenger RNA from Vespa crabro (European hornet), 1170 nucleotides. RefSeq lists its product as uncharacterized. NCBI's taxonomy places the organism in Eukaryota, Metazoa, Arthropoda, Insecta, Hymenoptera, Vespidae. The record is from RefSeq and is a predicted model, not a curated record. The transcript is spliced from 6 exons. Bases 301 to 1044 code for a protein of 247 amino acids.